Molecule: messenger RNA, 384 nt
Organism: Gongylonema pulchrum
Lineage: Eukaryota; Metazoa; Nematoda; Chromadorea; Rhabditida; Gongylonematidae
Source: the annotation of a GenBank genome assembly
AUGGAGAGUGAAGCAGCAGCUGCAGCAUACGAUGAGGCGACCAGCAGUACGCCAUCGUUGCCGCCGACGCCGCCGCCUGACGGGUCGCCCUCACUGCCACCCACGCCGCCCCUCGGCGGCACGCCACCUUUGCCGGCCGCGUCACCGGCUGGUGGCAACAACACGCCAUCACCGCCGCCAACGCCACCACCUCCCGGCUUUGGCGACGACGACGAUGAGGAUGAUGACGAUGAUGAAGAGGACGAGGACGACGUGGAGACAGCGCACGACAACAGUCCGGAUGAGUCAAGCAGUGCGAGUAGCGCCUCCGAGACGGCCGACGUGAAGACGUCGUCGAACGGGGAUGCAACAGCGCCAUCACCGAAGCAGCGUUCUGAUGAUGUG